AUGAAGAUUACAGCUCUCCUCUUUACCCUUAUGGCUGCCACCGCCGUGAGUGCUUCCACGCUUGCUGUACGAGAUCUCUGUGGUGGCAAUGCUGGUGCCGACCAAAGACGUACCAAUAGCCCUUGCAAAUCCGGAAACGGAGAUAGAAACUUCUGCGGCUGUGACCGAACCGGUGUGGUCGAGUGCCGCGGUGGUACAUGGACGGAGAUUCAGGAUUGUGGCCGCAGCUCAUGCCGCGGUGGCAACCAGGGAGGAGCCGUGUGUUAA
Messenger RNA from Penicillium paradoxum, 267 nucleotides. RefSeq lists its product as uncharacterized. The coding region runs from base 1 to 267 and encodes 88 amino acids. Lineage: Eukaryota; Fungi; Ascomycota; Eurotiomycetes; Eurotiales; Aspergillaceae. The transcript has 2 exons. The record is from RefSeq and is a predicted model, not a curated record.